GGACGUGACACAAAGGAGACCAGCCUUCAAGCACACAACAAAGAACAACACACGCUGUCCAAAAACAGUUUUCAGAAGAAUAAUAUUCUUUGGGAACUUUUACACUUUAUUGCAACAGAAAGAUCAUCACCGGACAAAAUAUCAAAAAAGCAGAAGUAAAGAUGAAAUUCUUAGUCAUCCUUUGUUUUGUCGCAGUUGUCCAUACUGAAGUUGCUUUUUCAAAGCGGUCACAUAAAAAGAAGUGGUCACCGAAACAUACAAACUUGCAUCCUACACGCUUGCAUCACGAUGAUGCUUCUGAGGAGUGUCUGUCAGGCAAUGGUAGCAAUUACAGAGGAUCUGUUUCCAAAACAGUUAAUGGCCACCAGUGUCUUAAUUGGAACAGGUUCCCAAACCCCUGGGGGGCCAAAUCUGGAAUCGGGAAUCAUAGAUACUGCAGGAAUCCUGACCAAAGCUUCAGGCCAUGGUGUCGCAUUAAAAGAGGAAGGAGAAUCGUCAGAGAAGUCUGUUACAUUCCUAAGUGUUCCACAACUGUAAAGCCUCCUGUUGCUGUAGAUACAGAACUGACAUGCGGUGAGAAGUCUGAGAAAAGGAUGCACAAGAUCAUAGGUGGUUCGUUUGUAGCAGCGCGGUCGCAGCCGUGGUUUGCUGCCAUUUUUCGUCACAAGUUCCUUUGCGGUGGCUCUCUCAUUGCCCCGUGCUGGGUGCUCACAGCUGCACAUUGCUUUGAUGGUCAAGAAAUCAACCUCCGACGUCUGACUGUGUUCCUUGGGAAGAGCACCAUCAAUGAAACAGAUGCUGUCAAUGAGCAGAAAUUCACAGUGGAGAAACUGAUUCUUCACCAAGCAUACAAUGGGAUAGACGGCGAGAACUACAACAAUGACAUAGCUCUGUUGAAGAUUAAAAGCAGCGAUGGCAGAUGCGCCGUGCGAUCAGAAUCUGUUCGGACCGUUUGUCUUCCGCCACCUCACAUUCGACUUCCUGAUGGUUCUCAGUGCAUCAUCACAGGAUUUGGCAAGGAAAAUAACAAUACAGGGGGGCCGCUACACUCUCAGUUCUUGAAGGAGGCCCGUGUGAAUCUCCUCUCUCAGACUCGCUGCAAAAAGUACUCAGAGUACGCAGGUAUUCUCACAGACAACAUGUUCUGUGCCGCGGUACCCGACUGGAGUGUGGAUGCAUGCGAGGGCGACUCUGGUGGGCCACUAGUGUGUGAGGCGUCUGGUCGGCUGUUUCAAUUUGGUAUCGUGAGCUGGGGCAUCGGCUGCGCUCAGGAGAACAAUCCUGGGGUUUACACGCAACUCACCAACUACAACAAAUGGAUUGCAAAGAACACAGGACUACCGCAGUAUACAAAUGGAAUCAUGUACACCCCAAAAUGAAGCUGUUGGGGGGCAAAUAGACCUGGGUAGUAACAUUGAUUUCCAAAAGGAAAAUUUGGCAGCAGAGUUGAAUGUUUGGCGUGGUGCAUGCUGGUUGUGCACUUUUCUAUGUUAUUUUCACUGUAUACAAAGUGGCAGGUGACAGGCAUUGACAUAUUUAACAUGGACACGGAAUUCCUUAGAGGAUCUAUCGUCAUUUUUCCAAAACAAUGUUUUUCAGUAUGUUAUGAAGUCAUAAAAAGAAAGAAAACGCAUGAAUGAUAUGGUGUGUCUAAACUUUUGGCCUGCAUUGUAUAUUAUAUAUAUUUUUAAAUUUAUUAAUAUAUAUAUUUUUUACAGACUUUUUUUGUUGUUGACAUUUUUCGAUAUUUGACAUAUUGAGGGUUGUUCCUGAAUAUUACAAAGUGCAUGAAAUGUAACUAUUUUUCUACUAUGUAAAAGAGCUUGUGUUU
Molecule: messenger RNA, 1831 nt
Organism: Corythoichthys intestinalis (scribbled pipefish)
Lineage: Eukaryota; Metazoa; Chordata; Actinopteri; Syngnathiformes; Syngnathidae
Product: urokinase-type plasminogen activator-like
Exons: 11
Coding region: 162-1379 (405 amino acids)
Biological process (GO): regulation of cell adhesion mediated by integrin; plasminogen activation
Molecular function (GO): serine-type endopeptidase activity
Source: RefSeq, a predicted model, not a curated record